Molecule: messenger RNA, 630 nt
Organism: Staurois parvus
Lineage: Eukaryota; Metazoa; Chordata; Amphibia; Anura; Ranidae
Source: the annotation of a GenBank genome assembly
CCCCACAUCUCAGCUUCACACAAAAAACAGAGAACGGCCUUCACUACGCGUUUCACCUCUCCACUAAUGUCUGACCUCCAUUCCCCAGGUGUACCGGCUCCUCCCCUUCAGUCUUGCACAGGUGUACAGGCUCCUCCCCUUCAGUCUUGCACAGGUGUACAGGCUCCUCCCCUUCAGUCUUGCACAGGUGUACCGGCCCCUCCCCUUCAGUCUUGCACAGGUGUACCGGCUCCUCCCCUCCAGUCUUGCACAGGUGUACCGGCUCCUCCCCUUCAGUCUUGCACAGGUGUACAGGCUCCUCCCCUUCAGUCUUGCACAGGUGUAUGGCUCCUCCCCUUCAGUCUUGCAAAGGCGUACUGGCUCCUCCCCCUUCAGUCUUGCACAGGUGUACCGACUCUUCCCCUUCAGUCUUGCACAGGUGUACCGGCUCCUCCCCUUCAGUCCUGCACAGGUGUACCGACUCCUCCCCUUCAGUCAUGUACAGGUGUACUGGCUCCUCCUCCUCAGUCUUGCACAGGUGUACCGGCUCUUCCCUUCAGUCAUGUACAGGUGUACCGGCUCCUCCCCUCCAGUCAUGUACAGGUGUACCGGCUCCUCCUCCUUAGUCUUGCACAGGUGUUUUGGCUCCUG